This is a messenger RNA of Paramecium octaurelia, 1042 nucleotides long. Lineage: Eukaryota; Ciliophora; Oligohymenophorea; Peniculida; Parameciidae. The record is from the annotation of a GenBank genome assembly.
UGAUAAUUUCAAAUAUAAUGAAUAAAUAAUACAUACCAGCCAAAGCACAAGAAAAAAUAUUUGCUUUAAUUCUCAAAAGACCUGAAAAUUUGAAUUGUGCCGACUGUGCAACAAAAGGACCUAGAUGGGUCAGCCUAGAUUACGGAAUAUUCAUAUGUAUGGAUUGCGCAGGUUUAACUUCAUUUCUCAUUUAUUAGGAGCCCAUCGAACAUUAGGUCCUAGUGUUACUAGAGUAAGGUCAACCAAUAUCGAUGGGUGGUAUUAAGAAAAUAUCGACAUUAUGGAAUCUAUCGGCAAUGGCACUGCAAAUUCCUAUUGGGAAAAUAAAAUGCCAAAAGAUUUUAUGUAAAUAAUUCCAAAUAUCCCUCAAAUAGCAAACCUACCAUUAAUUAAGGUCUAGAUUCAUUAAUUCGAUUCGUCUAAGAGAAGUAUGUUAAAAAGAGAUUCAUACCUUAAAUAUCUUGUCCUGAUCCCAAACAACAAUACAUUCUAACCAAAACGUAGUAUUCACCCUAUAUUCUUAAUUAGAACAGUCAAGCCUUUUUAUUUCAAUCAAUAAGAGACAAAGGUAGAGGAACCUAAAGUAAAAUUGGGUGAUUUGAUCGAUUUGGAUGAUGACUUAUUCGGAGUCAAGAAACCAAUUGUACAAGUCGAAGAAACCCAAGGAUAAAAUACUCAUUAAGGUACUACUAGAUCAUUGUCACCUGAGAAGGAUUUCAGUGAAUUUGUACAAUCAACUCCUCAUGUCCAUCAACCAAUCCAUUCACUACCUUCUCUGGACAUACUUACACUCUACAAAUCAGAAUCGCAAUAGACAUAAUAGUCAUAACAAAUUAUACCUAAUAAGAACUCGAAUUAUGCUUAUUUAUCAAAUAUGGGACAAUAAUAAAAUAAUGGGUUUUAUAAUUAGUAACCAAACUAUUAACACCUUUAUUAAUAGUAAUAACUGUAGUAAUAGCCAUUCCCAUAUUAAUAAUAAAAGUUUUAACAACCAAUUCAAUCGAAUGGACCCAUCAAUAUUAUGGAUUUAUAUUCAAAAUGA